AUGGCAACCAGGAGGAUUUUGGCAUCUCAAGUCAGAAGACUAGUCAAUAGUAGUCAUCCCAAAGUUUGCCAAAAAUCUACAUGCCGGACGCUAUAUACAAUCAACCCUACGCAGCUGAAUAAAAUAAGGCAUCAAUUUACAAAUGUGCAUCAUCACCAGAUACGCCAUCUAAGUAUCGGUGGAUGGACCAUCUGGGGUUCGUCGCCAAAAGCACCUCAAGCUGGGAUUGAAAAGCUGGUUGCAGAAACUGCUGCCCCAAUACCAGAGCCAGCGCCAAUAGUAGAAUCCGUAGCAGCAACGCCGACACCACCGCCAUCAUCAUUGAUUGAUGAAACCAUUGUCGACUUUAUACCAGAAGCAGCAAAAGAAGAGAUUGGGUUGGCUGCAGUGACAAAAAUAGGCGAUCUGGCAUCCAUAGGCCUAUGUCACAGCACACCAAUAGGCCUCGCCGAACAAUUCCUAGAAGCCAUAUACGUGUAUUCAGGUGUACCAUGGUGGGGAACCAUCAUGAUUGCAACUCUAGCAGUCCGAUUCGCUCUCUUCCCACUCGUCGUCUACCAACAACGCAAUGCCGCCAAAAUGAAUAAUAUAAAACCACAGUUAGAAGAGUUAACCGCUAGACGGAAUAAAGCUACUCAGGAUGGCGAUGAAAUGGAAAAGUCAAAGGCAUUACAGGAAACGGCAAACUUGUUUAAAGCAAAUAAUGUCAAUCCGUUUGGAAUGAUGGGGCCACCUCUAGCUCAGAUUCCAAUAUUUAUUAGUUUCUUUUUCGCAUUGAGGGCAAUGAGUGAGUUGCCUGUGCCUGGAUUUGAUGUCGGAGGGAUUUUGUGGUUUACGGAUUUGACACAGUGUGAUCCGUAUUAUGUGUUGCCUGUUGUUGCUACCAUUUCUAUGAUGGGUGUUUUAGAGAUAUCAACCAUGCAAGCACAGGGAUCUCAACCCGCAGCACAAGCCGCCACAAUGAAAACCGUAAUGAGAAUCAUGUUAAUUCUCGGUGGUAUUUUUACAGCCAACUUCCCCGCUGGCGUUUUCAUGUAUUGGAUUGCUACAAACGCAUUCACAUGGGGAUCAGUCCUACUGUUGAGGCAGCCAAAAGUUCGUACAUAUUUCCAGAUACCCGAGAUGGCUCAACAUCCAGUAAAGAUUACGUCUACUGGUGACGUGAGACGUGCCUCCAAGACUGAAGUGUAUCAGAUGGUGGAGGACGCACGUAAGAGAGUGGCUGCUGGGAAAAUCGGUGACACUAAAAAGUUUAACCCAGCUCGAUAA
Synchytrium microbalum is the source of this 1269-nucleotide messenger RNA. RefSeq lists its product as uncharacterized. Gene Ontology annotation, cellular component: mitochondrial inner membrane. The record is from RefSeq and is a predicted model, not a curated record. Bases 1 to 1269 code for a protein of 422 amino acids. NCBI's taxonomy places the organism in Eukaryota, Fungi, Chytridiomycota, Chytridiomycetes, Synchytriales, Synchytriaceae. The transcript has 5 exons. Gene Ontology annotation, biological process: protein insertion into mitochondrial inner membrane from matrix; mitochondrial respiratory chain complex IV assembly. Gene Ontology annotation, molecular function: membrane insertase activity.